UAUUUCUACAAUUUCAUGCAUGCUUAUGUAGUUAUGGACUGUGGGCUUAUAAGUCUGUUCGAUUCCGAUGAAGGAAAUCACGAAGCAGACAAAUACAAUAACAACCGUUCAGUUCGUGGCAAUGGAUCAAAGAUUCGGAAAACUUCUGUAAAAGCAAAAGGUGGCACACAUAAAAGAGCCAUUGAAAGCGGAAGCAGCAGUAGCAGUGAAGGAGAAAUAGAUUUGCAAAAUAAUAAAAUUAUUAUUGAUUUUGAUCAGGGCAUUUUACCACCCGAACCACAGUUGGGAAAUAUUGAGUACAAACUGAAAUUAAUUAGUCCAUCGAAGCAUCGCUUCGAACAUCUUGUAACUCAAAUGAAAUGGAGACUGCGCGAAGGAAAUGGUGAAGCUGUUUACGAAAUCGGCGUAUCUGACUCAGGCCACUUACAUGGGCUUAAUGAAAAAGACAUGAGUGCCUCCCUGGCCACACUUAAGCAAAUGGCGCAAAAAUUAGGGGCUAGUACCUCAGUUUUACGACGAAAAUAUAUAGCAACCCGACGAUCCGUUGCCGAAGUUUUAGUUCGUAAAAUACCUGAUGAUCAACAUAAUAUAGAAAUUCGUGUGGCUGUACUGGGGGGCGCGGAGGCAGGGAAAUCCACAUUACUAGGUGUUCUUACGCAAGGGGAAUUCGACAAUGGCCGUGGUUUGGCACGGCUUAUUAUGUUUAGACAUAUGCACGAAAUACAAUCGGGUCGAACUUCAAGUAUUUCACACGAAACUCUUGGCUUCGAUUCGCAGGGCACAAUCAUAAACUACAAAUAUAAUGAAUUGACGACUGCCGAGGAGAUUAGCGACCGCUCCACAAAACUGGUAACGUUUCUAGACUUGGCUGGUCAUAGACGCUACAUGCGAACAACAGUGCAGGCACUGUUGGGCUACUCUCCGCACUAUGCCAUGUUGGUAGUGUCAGCAGGCAGCGGUUGUACUGGUACUAGUAAGGAGCAUCUUUCUAUUGUCCGAGCCCUGGAUAUGCCGUUCUUCAUUGUUGUUACCAAGACCGAUAUAACAAGCCCGGAACAAACAGUACAAGAAUUAAGGCAGGUUCUUACAUCAGUAGGAUGUCGGAAGCUACCAUUUAUUGUCACAAAUGCUGAUGAGGCUAUCUCAGCAGCAUCUAAUCAAGUUUCCGAAAAUAUUGUUCCCAUUUUUUGUGUUUCAAACGUGACAGGAGCAGGACUUAGUCUCGUUACAAAGUUUCUCUACGUUCUAUCACCCAGUAUUAGUAAUCUGGAAAAAGAACGUCUAGAACAGGAAUCAAGUGAAUUUCAUAUUGAUGAGAUUUUUCGAGUAACCGAAGUUGGUCCAGUAGUUGGCGGUUUACUCGUAAAAGGAGUACUAACGGAAAACAUGCAAAUGAAAAUUGGACCUUUACAUGACGGUAGCUUUCAUACUGUUAAUGUGCACACAAUUCAUCGGAACAAAGCUCCAUGCAGGAUGGUACGAGCGGGGCAAAGUGCCUCUUUAUCAUUCAUCCCAAACCAGACGCUGCCUCCACUUAGAAGUGGAAUGACGUUGUUGGGCGAUACUGGCGAUCCUGAAGAGGAACCAUAUGGUACACUCCUUUUUCAAGCGGAAGUGUCUGUUCUCUUUCACGCUACAGCAAUUUACGUAGGCUUUCAGACGACUAUACACAUAAGCAGUAUACGGCAAACUGCAAUUAUUCGAGCAAUAGAGGAGCGCGAAAAAAUGGGUACCAAUGAUAGUGCUUUGGUUUUGUUUGAAUUCGUUGGACAUCCUGAGUAUGUUCGACCAGGCGUACGGAUGCUAUUUCGUGAAGGCACAAGUAAGGGCAUCGGUGUAGUUACGAAAGUUUUCCCUCUCAACAAAUCAGCCGGAUAAAUUUUUUUCAAAAUUAAACUGAAACUUGACUUGAAAAAUAGUUAGGUUUUAUAAAUGUUACAUUUACCUAUACCUCAAUCACUAUAAUAUAAUUAAUUAGAUUUUUAUAAUCUGCAUAUGAUUGAAAGUGGAUUAAAUUUUUACGAAAAUACUUCAAACAAGUUUGAGAGUUCUAGUCAUAGAUUUUCUGGUCUAGACAUACUUUAUAGGAUUUAAAAUUCGAACAUGAUCUAAAGAUAUUACUGUACAUAUUGUAACUCAAAAAAAUAUUUUCGAAUAAUCUUUUUUAAAAGCUCAACUAAAAAACAAUUUUGAUUGUAUUUUCCAAAUUACAUAGAAAAACUUCUUUGAACAAGAUUAUGUAUAUAUUUAUAGAAAUCUAUAGCAUUUUAAUUCGGUGAAUUUAUACAUAUCACGAAUGACUCAUCGUUGUCGGUUGUCAUUUAAUUUGCAAAAUUUUAUAGCUACCAGUUGCAAAUGUUACAUGUAAAUUUGUGUGUGAUAUAUUUUCAUUUAGUUUGAGGUCAUAAAAUACCAGCGUCACAAGAAAAAGUAUAAGAAGUUAUCAUAUUUUGACAGUAAUACCCCCAUAAAUUCUUAUGCACAUAUUUAUUACUAUGUUGACUGUUCUUUUCGACUUUAAUAAAAAGUGUGAAAUUCUACCCUAA
Bactrocera latifrons is the source of this 2546-nucleotide messenger RNA. RefSeq names its product GTP-binding protein 2. NCBI's taxonomy places the organism in Eukaryota, Metazoa, Arthropoda, Insecta, Diptera, Tephritidae. Gene Ontology annotation, biological process: translational elongation. The record is from RefSeq and is a predicted model, not a curated record. The transcript has 4 exons. Gene Ontology annotation, molecular function: GTPase activity; translation elongation factor activity; GTP binding. The coding region runs from base 16 to 1878 and encodes 620 amino acids.